GCAGUGGGAGGGGUAGGUGGCUGGGAACUGAGGUUGGCUGCCGUUCACGAUGGAGCGGUACAAUGGAGCACGCGCGGAGGCGCUGGCCGGCACAUGGAAAGAUCUCGUGAUGCGUUUGGAGUAAGAUGCGACGGAGCCAGCCGGGAAACGAGGAACACGGUUAAGAGCUCUAGGAGAUGUAAGAGUGUCGCAGCGCGCCGGCCUCUCGUGGACGCACGGGCUUCUAUAUCGCGGGGAGCGCCAGCGAACCCACCAGGGCUAGGGGUGAAUAGUGAAACGCAAAAGGCGAGUGGCUGGGCGAGUGGUUGGGCGUCGUGUAACGCGACCCUUGCUGCUGCCUCUGGCCCAUGCGUGCAAGCGCGGGGGGGCGAACGCGAUUGCCCCACUCGCAGGCAGUCGCAGCUCGAUAGCAGCCUUACAUGGAAACGGACGCCUCGUCCGCAAGUAUUCCAGUCUGGACCUGCUGUUCAACUGUCCAGUGUGUCGUGGCUUCUGCUAUACUGUGUUUGCUUCUCGGGACGAGGGAAUCAAUCUCUGCUGAACUUCCACAAGCCGUGUCCGAAAAUCCAAACAUCACUUGCGGCCAGCCUUUGGAACUUGUGUCCUGAUGUUACGUACCAGGAACCCCUACCGCAGUUUGCAUUGUCGUGGAUGCGGAUAUCGAGGGGAGAGACUGUCGCGGUCGCGGCGAGCCCGAGAAUGACUUGAACGAAGUGCCUGGUGACUAUGUGCUGUUGACAAUCGAGAUUCGAGUGUUGAUCAGACUGAUGGAGUGAAGACGCAUUCAGAGGGCGCGUUCUGCUUGCCUUUAUGCACGAUAUUCCCUGGCCAAGGCACUCGGGUUCGAUCGUGCUGCUUGUCCUAGUUUGGACACAGCAGGACAGUUCCAGAUACCCGUCCAGUAGGAUCAUGAUCCUUCAUGACAGUUGGCAAGCCUGGUAGUUGUCUCCUAUGAGGUAUAGUGACGCUCAUAGGCUGUACGAGAAGCUGCGUUACUGAUCAAUAUCCUCGCAGCUUGAUCCUAUUGUCUAAGCAACGUAUCUUGAUCAUCAACAGUUUCUGUAUAUCUGUGAGAAGCUGUGCAACUGGGCGGCUCCUUGAACAUUGAAUGUCUUUCUCCAUGAGCACAUGCAGGUGGCGAGCAUGAGGGCUUAUUGCUGCUCAGGCAUGUUUUGCAAGUAGCCUGGAUGAUAGUACU
Messenger RNA from Paraphaeosphaeria sporulosa, 1198 nucleotides. RefSeq lists its product as uncharacterized. Lineage: Eukaryota; Fungi; Ascomycota; Dothideomycetes; Pleosporales; Didymosphaeriaceae. The record is from RefSeq and is a predicted model, not a curated record. The transcript is spliced from 2 exons. The coding region runs from base 94 to 708 and encodes 204 amino acids.